Messenger RNA from Chrysochloris asiatica (Cape golden mole), 1122 nucleotides. It is a transcript of the gene TMEM156, whose product is annotated as transmembrane protein 156. The record is from RefSeq and is a predicted model, not a curated record. Lineage: Eukaryota; Metazoa; Chordata; Mammalia; Afrosoricida; Chrysochloridae. The transcript has 8 exons. Bases 1 to 1122 code for a protein of 373 amino acids.
AUGACAAAAACAGCCUUCCUUAAACUAUUUGUGGCAAUAGUUAUUGCAAUCAUUUUAAUUUUACCAGACUAUUUCAAGACGCCUGAAGAAAACGUGUUGGAGCUAUCAUGUUUGGAAGUGUGUUUACAACAUAAUUUUUCCUAUUCACUCUCCUCAUUAAAUUUUUCUUUCAAGACUUUUCUGCAACUAGUAAGGGAAACUCAGAUUACUAAAGGAAUCUUUCUAAACCACUCCAAUUUUCAAAAUUUCACUAGGAUUUGCCAAGACAUCAUGAGUGAGUUUAAAAUAUGCUCUUCAUGCUUGAUUUGUGGAUCCAAAGGAAACAUGGAUUUUAUUUCUCAGGAACAAGCAUCGAAAGUUCUUAUCAGGAGAGGAUCAAUGAAUGUGAAAGCAAGUGAUUUUCAUUUACUGUGUCAACAUUUUAACUUCACUGUAGCUCUAAUGGAUUACCGCUUGGAGGGAUACAACAGUACCUGUAAUCUAAAUAUCCUCACUAGAAAGCCAGAGAUCGUGGUGGAAGAUCCACCUGGGGAAAAGUCUCUAAACCAUUCUUGUAGAUUUAUAGAAGGCCCGAAUAACUGUAUACAUGUUUCUUUGAACCAAGAAAUGGAUGUAAAAAAUUUCACUUGUUCCAUGAAGAUCAUCUGGUAUGUUUUAGUUUUGCUAGUUUUUAUAUCGUUGAUCAUCUUCAUUAUCCACAAAAUACUUGAAGGCCAUAGGCGAGUGCAGGAAUGGCAGAGUCAUAAACACAGUCCUACAGCGGUUCUCUUAAGAGAGAGUGAUUCUGAGAAACUGAGGGUGUUGAGCCUACGGGUUAUUUCAGGAAAGAGAGCCACCUAUAUCGGCAAGGGUUGUGGAACGCCUUGUUCAGAGUUUUUGAAGGAUAUCAAAGCAGGUAUUCCAGUGGGAUCCAUGUUCACUGCUGAAAAGGAGAAUGUAACCAUUGACUUGAAGGUAGAACAUGUGUCUACCAACUGCUGUGACAAGAAUCUCUGUAACGGGGUAGCCUGGUGGGAAUGCAAAGUAUCUUGUGGCUUCUUGCAGCUAUUCCUGUUUGUCCCUGUUGUGUUUGGAUGGAACAGAUCCGGGGACUCCCCACCUCCAGUUUUGGACCACCUCUAA